This is a messenger RNA of Paramuricea clavata, 22791 nucleotides long. The record is from the annotation of a GenBank genome assembly. NCBI's taxonomy places the organism in Eukaryota, Metazoa, Cnidaria, Anthozoa, Malacalcyonacea, Plexauridae.
AUGAUGAAACGAGCAAAAAAAGACGAAGAUGACGAGCAAACGGAGGGAGAGCCUUCGAGUAAGAAGUCGUUCAUGGCCAUACCACCUGUCAACGUGGGGCCUGUCUCCACUGAGGUUUGUAUAUGAAGCUUUCAUUUAGCUCUGAAUUGUGUAGUUUACAGUAUUACAGAAAUAUAAAGUUACAUAGUGUAUGAUUGUAUAAAUAAAAUUAUAUAAAGUGGAAUUCCUGUCAUUGGCUGCUGUGUAGACGUCUACAGUUAAUUGCUUGAGGUGUGUUAUAAAUUUGUGUGUGGGACAACAUUUACAAAAGUUUCACAAUACCCAAAUUGUUAACAGAAUACACAUAUCAUCAAAAACAUAUCACCUCUUGAAAAUGUUGCCCAGUUUAGUUUGUAUUGUGCAACCGAGAUAUCGGGUACUCUUGGUGCUUUCUAUAUAUUUACCAUUAAAUUUUGUAAAUCUUGCAUUUUGAAUUUUUAAGUCAGGAAUGUUGCCAUGUCACUUUUGAAACUGUCACAAUUUAGAUGUAAUUUGUAACUAAUUUCCCUAUUCAAUGCAAUGUCACCUGUCACAAUUUACCUUCAAAAACCUCCCUAAAUGACACACACAUCCUUUGUAAUCUGAUAAACUUUCACUCUUUGAGUGUAUUUGACCAACCCCAGUGAUGGUCAGCACUUCUUUCCAGCUAUGGUACCAAACUGACCUGACGUCAUUUUCGGAUGAUGAAAGAGGUGUUAAAUGGCUAUGUAACUAACCCUACCCCUAAUUUAACCCCUAACCGCAACCCUAAACAAAUUAAUACAAAAUCCAAAACAAAACAAUUUUAGAAAUUGUUCAAAUGACGUAACGUUAGUUUGAUAGAUGGAAACAGGUGAAAACUGUUUGUGAUUUUGCAGGAGGAAAUGGAUAUCCAAGUUUUAAGAUUUCAAAACAAGAAACUUGGUGAGAGAUUGGAAGAGAUGAAGUUUGAAGAAGAAAAUUUGAAAAUACAAAUUGAAGAAUACAAGAAGAGAGAACGUGACAAUACUGAGUUGUUGUCUGUUAUACAUCGAGCUUGGAAUCAGGUAAUUCUGAGCUUUAUAUACACCUAAUUUGGAUGCACAAUCAACCUUCUGCUAUAACCAUGCUGUAUUUGUUAGAGACAGACCAGUUCCCCCUUUAAGAGAUCAGAAUUUUUUUCAUUUUGGCUGGUAUAUUGAACACCAGAACAUUUUGGGGCAAAUUUCAAUGUGUAUCAGCAGGAUUUUUACUGAAUUUGGUAUAUGAAAUAUAUAUGAAUAUGAAACUGUAGCUAUAAUAAUUAUUUUUAGAUGGAAGAAGAAACAAGAUUGUUAGUGGAGAGAUUUGAACAACCUGCCAAUAACGAGAAUCAGGAUUUAGGUAAAUGUCAAUGGCAGUUUGUUAUGGAAUAUUUUGGAAAAGGUCAAAAUGCAGUUAUUCAUGUUGCUCAGUUUGAUGAUUGAUUUAUAUUCCAGUCAGCUCAGUUAUAGUCCAGUAAAGAACAUAGCUCAGUUGAUUGAUUAAUUCAUGGUCCAGUUGUGCAUAUAAAGCUCAGUUAAUAGGAUUAUAGUCCAGUUAAUUAUAAAGCUCUGUUGAUUGAUAUAUUGUGCAGUUAACAUAUAGAGUUCAGUUGGUUGAUUUAUAGUCUAGUUGUACAUAUAGAGAUCAGUUGAUUGAUUUAUAGUCCAGUACAUAUAGACCUCAGUUGAUUGAUUUAUAGUCCAGUUGUGCAUAUAGAGUGCAAUUAAUUUAUAGUCCAGUUGUACAUAGAUAGCUCAGUUGAUACAUAGUUCAGUUUUAUGUAUAUAGCUCAGUUGAUUGAUUUACAGUCCAGUUGUACAUAUAGAGUUCAGUUGUUUGAUUACAGUCCAGUUGUGCAUAAAGAGCUCAAUUGAUUAAUUUAUAGUCCAGUUGUACAUAUAGAGCUCAGUUUAUGUAUAGUCCAGUUGUAUAUAUAAAGCUCGGUUAGUUGAUUGAUUUAUUGAUCGUAUUAGUUCUAGAUGAUAUGACAAGUAUAUCGUUCAUCAAACAUCUGAAACAAGUGACUCCAGCAGAAAGAGAGGAUGAACUGACCAAGAAGAUAUCUGUGUCAAGAGACAUUAUUGCCAAGCUUUUAGAACUUGUGAAGAAUGCUGAUAAAAAUACCAAGGAUCUAAUACAACAACUAAAUGAAGGUACCUGGAAUACACAGAAAGUACGUCAUUUUGGCUAUGGAGCCUCGUUUUCAUGUAUGUGAGAUUACAUAAAACCAAGCGUUGCAAAUGGUCGAUCACUUCAAUGGCCAAAAUGACAUACUUUCUUGUAGUGUUGGGACAAACGUCUUGUUAAUUUCUCAUGUCACAACUUGUCAUUGUAAGCUUAUUGUAUUGCCAAUCACUCAAUCUAUGGUGAAUGUUAACAUAAGUAAACAUUAUAUAGUUGAUCUGUAAAUAACAUUUAAACUGUGACAAAUUUAUUAUAUUAUUAUUAUGUUAUUGGGGUUAGUGAAAUCAAGAUGUAGAUAUUCUGGGUUUUGAUUUUCAAUUGUCAAUAACUUAUGUGCAAUUAUAGCAUGUGUAGGAAAGCCGAAAUUUAAAUAUAUAUUUCAUUUUGUGAUUUUUCAAAACAGAAGAUUCAGUUGAAGAUGUCACGAAGGGGGCAAUGAAUAGUCUGAAAUCCGAAAAUGAGAAUCUUCAAAAAUUAGUCUCUUCACUUCAAGAACAACGCUCAACAAGCUCUCUGGAGGUAAUGUGUUGACAAUAUGAAAAAUAAAAGGAAAACAUAAAAUAUAAGGUUAGAUGCCUAAACGGAACAGGGACCUAACACUGCAGAUAAACUAAAUUUUCACCUUACAUUUAGUUUGCAGAACUUCGAGACAAGUACGCGAUGUCUCAAGACGAACUCUCUGAGAAGAACACGAGUCUACAGGAAGCUGAAUACGAUCUACAGAAACGCAAUCGUAGAGUUGAGAGAUUGUUGAAACGUCUUAGCGAGGUAGAGAAACAAUGUAAGACCUUGCCAGCUGGUGUGAUCUCCGAAAAACCUGUGAAGGGAGAACAACCUUUGAACACAGGAGAGGUAAUAGUGGAGAACUUUAAGUCUUGUCUCAUGAUUGAUUCGCGAUUGUUGUGACUCAGUCGUGCUCAUGGACAUGACAUCAUUUUGACUUUUGUGUGCUGCAUGCGAAUCAGCCUUCACAAGAUAUAUCGACACUCUAUUACGUGUAGACUGCCUCGCAGCCGCUCUUUGUAGAAACCUCGACACAAAGAAAGCAAGAAAACUAAGCUACAUCUUUGAAUUCUAUUUAUUGGCCACCAAAUAUGAUACUAGCACAUAUAAUGAAAAGAAUUUUAACAUUGUUAUAAAUGUUGGUUGACCACGAUCUGUUUUUCUUUGACUCUCAAUCUUGACGCUGUUAAAAUGCUAUCUCACUUAUUGUCCACCAAAUAUGAUGCUACUACAUUUCAUGAAAAUAAUUAACAUUAAUACAUUCUCACUCCGAUAACUACAUGUUGACCACUAUCUGCUGCACGAUAGUGUUUAGUGAAACCGUCUAUUUUUUCUUCGACUCUCAAUCUUCAGGCUGUUAAAAUGCAAUCUGACUUCGAAGAACAGAAACUACUUGCAGAACAACGUUUGACUGAGUUGGAAAAGUUAACAGAAAAUUAUAAAGGAUCACUUGAAGAGAUUGAAAAACGUAAAAUGGAGGUCAGUCACUGUCAGCGUUGGGUACCCAAUCUUAUGAAUAAAUUAACUUGUGUUAGUAGUAUACUUUUCCCCUCUAUGACCAGUGUUUGUUUCCUGCAAUAUGUCUGAAUAUUACCCCCUGUUAUAUUCUGUCAAAUACCACACGUUUUCUCCGGUAAUAAGGAAGGGCCGUACUUGAUCUUGGGGGAACAAUGUUGUUUAGUUUAUAUUGGGCCUCUAGAAAGAACAGUUUGAACUGAUAGAGCUAUCCAGUGUAAAUAAAGUUAGUUUAGUAAUUUUAGUUUAGGUUUCCUCCUGUAGUAACACUGGAUCAAUAAGAGAUGAAUCUUACUGGACCUCAGGAAGAACAGUUUGAACUGAUAGAACUAUCCAGCAUAAAUAAAGUUAGUAUAAAGUUUUUAUAGUCUUCUUCAUUUUAAUUAGGCGCUGCAGAUUCCAGAAUCCGUCGUUCUUCAGUCGGUGCCAUAUCGAACAUUACAGUCUCAAUAUUCUGUUAUCUUUAACGAACUAAAUUUGGUAUGAUAUGAUUUUCUUCAUUUUUUAUAAGUGGUGUCCAGAUUUUCAGCAAGUGGUAGGUUGUGGCAGGAUCUUUUAGACUAAACUUAAGAAUUUUCCUCCUAGGCUCGUCAGCAACUUGAAGAUAUAAGAAGAGUCGCAAACAACAGUAGAACGCAACAUAUACUUCAGCUUGAGCAAUUGGAGGUACCGCUUGGAGCUAUUAUGUUUUAUUUACUGUAUAUUUUCAUAAAUUUACGUUGACUUGUUUAUUGUUUCACCACAGAACGAAAGUUUGGCAGUUCAGAAGAAAUUUCAAACAGAAAUCGCUCGCGUGGAAGACGCGUUGAUGCAAGUUCGCCGCGAUUACGAAUUGCUACGAAUGAAAUACGAACAUUAUUUGAAAACAAACGAACAGACAGGUUGGUAAAAAUAUUGUUUCAGAUCUGUCGGUACUGCAGGGGCUUGUAUAUCAGACCAGUGACGUCAGUUUGUUAUUCAAACGAGAAUGGGAGUUGAGAGUUGAGAAGCAAGAGUUUACCUGAGAGUUUUCUCAACUCUCGACUCUUGUUCUCGUUUGACCGGGGCAUGAGAGUUGAGAAAACUCUCAUGCAAACUCUCACUUCUCAACUCUCGUGCUACUCUCAUGCAACUCUUGUUCUUGUUUGACUGGGGCAUAAGAGUUGAGAAAACUCUCAUGCAAACUCUCGCUUCUCAACUCUCACGCAACUCUUGUUCCCGUUUGACCGGGACAUGAAAGUUGAGAAAACUCUCAUGCAACCUCUCACUUCUCAACUCUCAUGCAACUCUUGUUCUCGUUUGACCAGCUAGGACUUGAUGAGAGUUGAGAAGCGAGAGUUUGCAUGAGAGUUUUCUCAACUUUCAUGUCCCGGUCAAACGGGAACAAGAGUUGCGUGAGAGUUGAGAAACGAGAGUUUGCAUGUGAGUUUUCUCAACUCUCAUGCCCCGGUCAAACGAGAACAAGAGUUGAUGAGAGUUGACUAUAUAUUACCGCGCGAAAACUCUCAACAACUCUCAGAAAGAUUUGAACCAGUUCAAAGUCAAUGAGAGUCGAUGCUUUAGGCUCAAAUCUUAGAAAACUAAGUUAUAUAUUUUUUUGUUUUCAGGUCCCCUGAUGAAAGAAAUGGAUAAUAUAAUUAAAAGUUUACAAGUAUGACCUUUUUAUUUAUUUACACUGGAUAGCUCUAUCAGUUCUAAACUGUUCCAGUCUUACUGGCCCCGUGUUACUACAGCAGGAAACAUAAGCUAACUAACUUUAUUUUUACCACCCAGGGAAAACCUCCGGUGUUUGGUAGGGUCUAGCCUACAUGGCAGGCGGUAUUUCCCAGGCUUGCCCAAUUUUAAGAACCGCCUGCCAUGCAGGCUAGGUAGGGUCCAACUGGGGGCACUCUUCUCAUAUAACUGAAGGGCAGCUUUUAAUCAAACUACUGCAUAUUAGAGGACUGAUAUUAUCAGACGUGAAGACACGUGCUAUAGCUAGUGUGACAUAAAAAAUAGGAAUCUGUAUUCAGUGAUUGUCUAACUAUACGUUUUGCAAUUUUAGAAUAGCAAUCGACAAAUCAAGGGCGAAGUUGUACGUUUUAAAACGAAACUUUCUAAGGAAGAGGAAGAGACGAAGAGGGUACUAUACUUAACUAACUUUAUUUAUACUGGAUAGCUCUAUCGGUUCUAAACUACACUCCCUAGAGGUCCAGUAAGGAUCAUCUCUUAUUGAUCCAGUGUUACUACAGGAGGAAACCUAAACUAAACUAACUUUAUUUAUACUGGAUAGCUCUAUCAGUUCCGAACUGUUCUCCCCUAGAUCAAGUAAGGAUCAUCUCUUAUUGAUCCAGUGUUACUACAGGAGGAAACCUAAACUAAACUAACUUUAUUUAUACUGGAUAGCUCUAUCAGUUCUAAACUGUUCUUCCUAUAGAGGUCCAGUAAGGAUCAUCUCUUAUUGAUCCAGUGUUAUUACGAGAGGAAACGGGAGUACCUCGGAGAAAAUCUGUAAUUUUUUGGUAGAGUCAAGGGUGUUCAAUUUAUGUUUUGAUGUUUUAGCUGCAUACUGAAUUAGAAAACAUAAUAUCUGGCAAGAAACCAGUGACUGCCACACCAGUGACUCAGGAGGCUUCUGCUGAAGGUACAGCACCCUCCUCCAUUGGUGAAGAAACAACGAAAACUGCCCAGAAGGAAAGCCAAGAAGACGGUGAGCUACCGACAGACAGCGAGGAAUUGAAAGCUUUGAAAUCCGAACUCAAGUAGGUAUUUGUUUUGGAACAAUGUAAUUCUAGACUGAAAAACAAAAACAGAACAUUCCAACAUUACGAGCAAAGGCAGUUCGUGGGUUUCAAUAAGUUUGUUUUUUAGACAAUCACAGGAAAGUCAAAAAGAGAUGAAGAUUAUGUUGGAUGUUUAUAAAGGUGCAUCAAAAGACAGUCGAGAACGACUUGAGGUAUAUGGUAUGGUGUGGUAUGAUAUGGUAUGGUAUGGUGAGGUAUGGUAUGGUGUGGUAUGGUGUGGUGUGGUGUGGUGUGGUAUGGUGUGGUAUGGUGUGGUGUGGUGUGGUAUGGUGUGGUAUGGUGUGGUAUGGUGUGGUAUGGUGUGGUGUGGUGUGGUAUGGUAUGGUGUGGUAUGGUAUGGUAUGGUGUGGUAUGGUAUGGUAUGGUAUGGUAUGGUAUGGUGGAGUGUGGUAUGGUGGAGUGUGGUAUGAUAUAAUAUAAUAUGGUGUGAUUAAGGUAUGAUUUGAUAUGGUGUUGCAUGGUAUGGUAUGGUAUGGUAUGGUAUGGUAUGGUAUGGUAAGGAACGGUGUUUAAUGGAACACACAUUUAUUCUGUUCAGAUUCUUGCAAAUGAGAAACGUCUCAAAGUUGAAAUCGAGGAACUUCAUGGGAAGAUAGCGGAAGGCAAACAAGAGGUAGAGAAAUGUAAAGCUGCGAUGGCGGAUGAACUUGCUUUGAAAAGACUGAAAGCAGCCAACGAGACGAUUGAGAUGUUACAGAGGAAGAUCGCCGCAACUAAACAGGUAUGAUGAUCACGGUAAACAGGAAUUGAUUUACUGGUGGUGCGGGUUAGGGUUAGAAUGAGCGCACCUAAUGGUCUAAUAAUGGUAACGGUAGCGGCAGUCAUGUCUGUACCUCUCUUCUAUCUCUGUUGUCAUCUCAGGAAGAAGACGCCCUACUUUCGGAGAUGGAGUUCACGGGACAGGCGUUUGAGGAAAUGCAGGAACAAAAUAUUCGCGUUCUACAAGAAUUAAGAGAGAAGGAAGAAGCGAAUUUAAAAUUGAUGUCUGAAGUAAGGAUGAUUAUUUUCUAAACUGUUCCCCCUAGAAGUCCAGUAAGGAUCAUCUCUUAUUGAUCCAGUGUUACUACAGUCAGUUUGGGAGUCAAACUGGAAGCACUUCUUCACAUGAAAUUAUAAUCAGAUAAUUGCAUAUUUACGGGAAUGGUAUACCCUGGUCACAGAGAUAAAAGAUGCAUGCACUCGCGACUACCAACACUCUUUGUCUUUUGCUCAUAAAUCAUGAAUGAGUUCAAGAGAAUCAUUUCUUCACUCCAGCGUAUCAAAGGAGAUCAGAUUCAGAAACAACUAAAAGAAGAGAAAGAUGUGAUGGCAGACCAGAUCACUGCGUUAAACACACACAUUGACGCUCAAGAACAAGUUAUUAAAAAACUAGAGGAACGCGAGAGGAGUCUUCAGUCAACACUGGUAUGUGACUGUGUAGUAGUGAUUAGCUAGUAAGAUUAACAUUUUCAUAGCGUAAAUUUACAUGUUGGUCAUGAUCAAAUGCGCUUUACAUCAAGUAUUACGCUUACCUAAUUACAUCCUUUGCCUAUACACGCGUAAAAACGCUCGGGUUGAUGCAAUACUGAUGAAAACAUGAUUGAACAAUGCUUUGCUGCCCACAUUGUUCAUCGUUGUCAACAAUAUUGAACAAUAUUGUUACACCCGAUACAGGCUCAACAAUAUUGUUCAAUAUUGUUGACAAGUGUGAACAACGUGGGCAGCAAAACAUUGUUCAAUCCUGUCGAGCAACGGGCUCGGCGUUUUUUGCCGUGUACACUAUUUUAUCUUUACGACAAUUGUGAUAUUUACUUUCUUAAAGUGGGACUAACAUCAAAUAUGAUUUUUGGUAUGUAUAAUAAUUGGAUGAUUUUAAGAAGAAAUGUAAUAUAUCUUUAUAGUAAAAAAGUUUUUCUUAAUAGACUUCUUCACUCUCAAAGUUCAGGAUAUGACGUAAUUUGGGGCAUUGCAAAUUAGUUUUCCCUUGUUUUCGGCACUAACCUGAGUAUCGGGCUCUAUUUUACAAAUAGAGCCUGACACAAAACUUAACCUGAUCGCUUUCCACCCACAGCAAAGUUUAUAUUUAGUAUCCAAUCAAAAUGUCGCAGGAGAAAUUUAAAUUUGACACAACGACAACAACAAUCUAAUUAUAGCAUAGGCAGCCCACUAAACGGCUGAAUUUAAAUUAAAACUGCAAUGAACUUAUAAAAUUAACAAAAAUAAUCACAAAUUAGCGAAUGUAGCUUAUAUUAAAUCGCCACCCGAUUGCUCUCUCCUCCGCAGAGGUUUCAGUGACUACGAUGAGCUUUACAUGGCGCUUACCGUAUUUAUCAACAAACUGACAUAUAAUUAUAAAUUAUAUAUAUAUUAAGUAUACUUUAUAACUAUACGUCAGUUAGUCGAUAGUGCAAUCUGAUGGCGAUUUAAUAUAAGCUACAUUUGCAAUAUAUUUCGCUAAUUUGCGAUUAUUUUCUAAUUUUACUGCAGUUUUAAUUUAAAUUCAGCCGUUUAGUGGGAUCGUUAUAAAAUAUAUCAACAACUGACAAUAGUAUAAUCUAAUUAGCACCAGCCAAUCAAAUGACAGAUUUAAAAAAUCGUUUGUCUAAUCGGCCAAUCAGACGAAAAAGCCAGAAUCUGGCUUUUUACAUGCGCCGCGGUAAAGAAUUGUAUCAGGCCCUCCUUCAUUCGCCGUCGCCAAUUAAUCCUGGCGAAUGAAAACAUAAGGGCCUGAUACUCAGGUUAUUUCGGCACCUAAAAUUCCCCGAAUGACAUCAUAUCCGGCAGCUUCGAGAGCCGAAAAGUCAAUCAAGACGAGUUUUUUACUAUAAAGAUAUAUUUCAUUUCUUCUUCCAAAAAUCAUAUUUGAGGUUAGUAGCACUCUUAACUGUGUUUAUCCUAACCCAAUAUUUUGUUGGUAUCUCUCUCGAUUGAAUAAUUGUUGAAGGAUAUUGUAGAUGGAAAUUAUCGAGUGGAAAUUAUAUACAUUUAUUAGACCUAACCCUAAACCCACGAUUUUCGGCAGAGUGUUGACUGACUCUUCACACGAGUGGGCAACAAGAGAAUCAAUGCCCACGAUUUGAGGUGAAAGGCGCUUGUUGUCUGUGCCACCGAAGCCCCCAAUAUCUUCAGUAUUUGUUCAUCAGAGAAACUCCAAUGACACAUGUUUCUAACCUUGUUUUAGUUGUCAAUUGAUAAGGAGCUAGUGUUACGACAGCAAGCUAUGGAUCUCCACAAGAGAAAGGUACAUUGUGAAGAAAGAAAGUGGGACGUUUUUGAGCGAAUGCCCUUCGCUACUAACCUUAGUUGUCCUGGCUACUAACUACCUCACGAAACCGGACUCGAAACGUCGAAGUUCUCCUUGUAUUUUUCAUUUAGUUGUAUCCCUAUCAAUCGGAAGAUUUCUUAUUAUUGCCACUACCUACACUGGCACACACCGUUCAAAAUUGUUCUGAGUGUUAACAGCAUUCUGAUUCACAUAGUUGGCAUGCCGUGAAAUUUUAGUUUUGUGGUAGUUGCCAAAUCUUCGACCAAGUAGUUAGACCAUGCUGGCACAGCCUGGCGUAAAUAACUGGCUUAUGAAGGUGUUAGGCAUGAAUAACUCCCUUGCAGUUAAGAUAUUUAGCAACACUCCCUUCGUUUCUGGAGCUGGUCUUGUAUCCCCAAAAUUUGCAAUUUCUCUACGGCCGCAUUUUGAAUCCUGAGAUGGCCUCUGAGGAGAUAGCGUCGCUCCAUGGCUCGUCUACAAUCACAAUAGUUGCUCGAUCUUCAUCAACCUUGAGAUCAUGCUGUAAAUUAUCUCUGAUUCAUUGCAGGCAACCGAAAGUGCUCAGAUUGCGCAAGAUUUUAAAAUCCGCAUAGAGUCUUUUCAACAGCAGCUACAAGAGGUAACGACUGACGAAUAAGGACUUGGGGGUGUUUGGAGGUGUUGGUGGCACCAGGGUUCAUGCAUGUGCUAUUCACGUGGAAUUUGAUCCCUGCAAUAUGCAGUUGUCGAAUUAUAAUUUCACCUCAGUUACGUACGAGAAGCAGGGGGUGUCAUAAUUCAAUUUUUUUAGUCGUAUCUGACUGGUACGCCAAUGGUUGUUGCCGCAUACUUGCACAAACUCAGUACUCAUUGUGUACUCAGUCAUUAAAAUAACGUUCAUAAAGUACAGGUUUCUUGAAAAUACGUUCAGACUACGAGGUAGAAAAAAAAAGCACAAUUGCAAUAUACAAACAAUCGACUCCAACGUUUCUUAGUGCCAUCAGUGCAAUCAUGUUUCAUGCCAAGACAUCUCAGACACAUGAUAUACCAACUAAAUUACGGUAUUGAAUACCUCGGACUUGGAAAGGUCAUGUGCUACCAGGAAAAUGUAAGUACGCAGAUAGCGAGAGUUCCGAGUACCUACGUGGUACGUGGCUGAAAACAAAGAAGUACCAGACCGUAAUAUUGGCGUAAGUACGCGAAUUAUCGCACCUUGAAUUAUCGCACCCUGAAUUAUCGCACUUUGAAUUAUCGCACCCUGCGAGAAGAAUUCUUCCACUUUGAACCCAGCAAAUACCGCAUGUUUUCUACUACAAUAUUCCGGUUUCUUCCUGUAGAAACAUUGGGAAAUUUAAGGAUGGUCCUUGAUUUCUAGGAAUAACAGUUUAGAUAAAUUCUGUUUAGGCUGAAAAGUCCUUGAGGACCAAGACAAGAUCUUUAGAAGAAGAGAUAUUCAGAAGCAGACGAAUGCAGGUACAUCACAUUCUUGACUAAAAAAUCAAACUUUUAUCUAUUCAAAUGUUUAUCACAAAUUUGUUUACACGGAUUGUUUAUGACAAAUUUGUAAACUAAGCUUCCACUAAGUCAUGUCGAAAUAUUUUUUUCCCAGGAGGAGAUUUCGAGUUUCAAACGAAAACUCGAGAAACAGAAGAAGAUGGAUAUCUAUGGCACUGCAGAUGAAAUACUUCUGGAAGAGAUCAAAGAAUACAAAGCCCGGCUCACGUGUCCUUGUUGUAACACGCGGCAGAAAGACGCCAUUUUGACGAAAUGUUAUCAUAUUUUCUGUUUUGAAUGUUUAAAGACACGUUACGACACGCGGCAAAGAAAAUGCCCAAAAUGUAACGCCACUUUCGGGAAUAACGAUUUCAAGAAAGUUUAUUUGUAAAAUAUGGACGAGGAUUAGGUUCAGUUUUAGAUUUCUGUGAAAAUUAUUUUAGAUCAUACGUGUAAUAUAUGAAAACUUACACAAACUCUCAAUUUAUUGAGUGCACAGGAAGGAGGGCGGCUGUAUACAUCUCCUAACCUUGGGGAGUAGGCUUGCCGCCAGCAAGCAUUCUUUAUCAAAUCCAUAUGUUUUGUUUGAAAGGCAAUACACCCUAAUUAACGUCGAAGUUCACCUUGUAGUUGCUUCAAUCUGACGUUUUCCAGCACACCUUUACCACCACUCAAUUCUAUUUAUGUGUGACCAAAGACAUGACAAUACACCUUACCGAUUAUUCUCUUUCACCCAAUUGCCUCGUUUUCAUGUCAAAUACUUACUCGUGUUUUGUGCUUAGUAGGGUUGAAAAUUACUUUGUUAUUGAGCCUAAGAACAGCAAGAAACAAAUUCGUCCAGGAAAACAUGAGAAUAUAAUCUUUAUCUGCCCCUGACAUGCUGAAAUAAGUUAACAUGGAAACGAGGCCAUUGCGUAAAAGAGAAUAAGCGAUAAGGUCAUAAUAAUGAAAAUAAUAAUUUCCUCCGGAAUUAAACCCGCCCAUAGGAAGAUUUAAAUUGCUUCAUUUUCCUCCCCAUAUAGGAAGAGUUGAUGCUUCAUUUUCGAUACCAUGAAUAGACAAGUAAAACGAGAAUUAGAUAAAACAGGAAGUAGAUUGUGGGUGGCUCAACUUUCGUGUGAAGCUCUGUAAUUGUAACAUGUUUGGACCCAUCCCUCUCAUAAAGUUAUUAAUCCCCGUUGUUGACGGUUUGAAACACAAACUUAUUGUUUUUAUGACCAUGUAUGGUGGGUAUUCCUUGAAUCACAUGGUAACCAAUAUUCGACAGAUUUUUUAUACUGGAUUUGCUCAAAACAUUUACGUUUUGUUGAAAACAUCGCCUUUAUUUAUUUCGAAGAUCCUGUAUUAAAAGGCGAACUUUCUAUGCACAAAUCUGAUGCAUGUGUUUACGCAAACGUAAAAUAUGCAAAUGUUUGCGUAAUUUAUGCAAAGUAGAAAAAUAAUUGCGCGCACUUCUGAAAAUGUGUGCGCGGAUUAAUUAAGGUGGUUUCUCAGAAAUACAGGCUCGCCUGCUAUGAUUUCGUACUAUUUUGUGCGCGUCAUUGAUGUGUAAAAAUCAUUUUCUCUCCACGUACAUAAUUCUGGAGAUCGUCAAACUGUGAGCGUCGUGACCUUCCGAUAUGAACGAGGAAGUGAUUAAAGAUUGUCGCGUCCGCUCUAAUUAGAUCCUAAAUAUACUUCAGUUUUAAUUGUUUUGAACUCUCGGAGGAACUGAUACUGCCAAGAUUGAUGAGUAGGCGUUUUAGUCACAUGUGCUUAAUUGUUGUUGACCUAUUGUCUAAAUAACAAUAGCCUGCCUUAUCACACAAAAAACCCAAAUAAACCCUUACACAGGCUAUAUAGUAAAUCACUAAAUCCCGUAUUGAUUUCCAUGACUAUAUAUAUAUAUAUAUACAGGAAAGCAAGUUUAUUAUGUAAACCGUUAAAUGUAUUGAAGAAUGAAAUGCUAGCCAGGAUUUUUUAGUUGUUUUAAAAUCUCUAUAAUAAACACGUCGAGAGGAUGAUAUCACGUCUCAUACCAACCAGUAUUUAAGGAGAAAUUCAACACGAAAUUGAAACAAGUUUGAGAAAUAUUAUGACAAGUGACCAAGUACGGAUGAGCCCUUUCCUAUUUUUAAUAGCCCUGAAAUGAAUCGGGCAGCUUCGUGCUGUUAAGCCAUACCAGUUCUGUACGAUCCCCACUUCCCAUAAAGCACGAAUGCUUAAUCGGGAAACGCCCGCGCACGUCUGCGUUUUGUAAUUUUCUUCGGCUAUAAAAUAUAUGUCAAUUAGAUUCGAACUUUCAUUUAAUUUAAACAGCAUCGAAGGCGCAAGCGCGUCUCUCAUAAAAAUGAAGUACCCACUUAUCGAGAAAAUGUAAGUUUAAUUUAACAAACCGUUUUAAAGGAUAAAGAUAAGAAAAAUUGCCUAGAUUGAAAUUUAGCGCGCAAAUCAUUUCAAGUGCGCGAACUUAUCUUCAAAUGCGUCAACUCCAGAGUGCGCAUGACACCGAAUGGAUAACACCGCUGUCGUGAUGUACGGCGGGAGAAAAAGGUGGUAAUCGGUCAAACCUUCAAAAAUUAGUGUAAAAAUCGACUGAAAUUAUUUGUAGAUUUGUGGCGAUUUUACCCAGAUAGUGGAGUGCAUACCUUUGGGAUUAAUUUCAAUGUGAAAAUCAGGUUCUAUAUGUUUUAUUAGACAAGAAAAGCUGAUGACGGCCCGUGGCAAAUCGCGGAGUUCGGCAGAUAUCUGCGCCGACUGUAGUGCAGCGAGUAUGUAUAGAUUCAUAUCCUGUCUUUUUGUCUAGCUUUGUGAGGCUUUUAAACCAAGCUAGCGUGUUGAUUUUGUGCUUUUUCCCCUCCUUAGAUCCGGCAUGGGCUUCGAUAAAUCGUGGUGUGCUUAUUUGCAACGACUGCUGCAGUGUCCAUCGAAGUCUAGGCAGACAUAUCAGUCAAGUUCGACAUUUGAAACACGGCAGUUGGACACCAUCUCUCCUUCAAGUAAAUAUUUAUAUCUCGUAAUUCCCGUCUGUGUUAUUUUUACAAAUAUUUAAUCAUCGUUUCUUAAACUGAAUGCCUGUCAUUUAUUCUAAUUUCCCAUAUAUUUUACACCCUCGAGUUAGGAUAUUAAUUUAAUGUUUAGACUGGUUUUGUCUUUUUAGAAUGAGUUAUUUACCGCUAGAAUUGUUCGUAUGUUUGAUCGAUAGCCGUAAAUAAUUUAUCGGAAAUAAAUUGAACAAGCUAUAUAUUUUCACUUUUAUUUUUGUUGCGGAAUUGAAAUGUUCCUUGUAUUAAAAAUACCUGCAGUCUACAAUUUCAGAAAUAUUUCAUUUGACGUUCUAGAAUUUCGAAUUCUGAUGCCCAACGUAAACAAAUCGCUUAUAAAUAAAGAGUAUAACUUGAAUUGUCAUGCGAUCAAUAGGCUACUUGUUUUAAUAUAGGUAUAUUGUUGUAUUUUUAGUCAAAUAAACCGUAAUUUAAAAUAGUUAAUAAUGAUUUAUGUUCAUUAAUGGACAAAAAUCACACUGUGCAAAAUGUAGCCUAAUUGUUACUUGGUAUUCUAAUUAUGGAGUAAAUGAAUUUUCUAGUAUUUUGUUGUAUACUUGUCCAAAUUCUAAAAUGGAAUGGGUUUCUAGAAUGUUUAGCAUGCCAGCAAUAUUAACGAAAGCAACUAAACAACAUACAAUUAAUUUAAUUUGUUCAAGUGAGGCAGUCCCUACUUUAUUUUUUGUAUCCAAAGUGGAUUACAGACGAGGAAGUUCUUCGUGACAAUUGUAUAUGACAAAUUUUAUUUCCUCCUCUGUAUAAGCAACUUUGCCAUUUUUUUUUCCGUGACAAGUACACCUGUUGAAAAGCUAACAUGCUAGCCUCAGAACAAUUGCACUUGUCGUAGAAAAAAGUUGAGAAAGUACAAUAUAUGUUCAUCUGUAUGCCUCGACAAAGAAAAAUGAACUAGAUACGUAUUUUUUAUGCCUUUGUACACUUCGGUGACAGCCGUAAUAAAGAGUCUAACACCAGAUGGGUUAAAUAUAUUUAUUUUUUAGAUGGUCAAUACGCUAGUGGCAAACGGAGCUAAUUCAAUCUGGGAGCAUUCUCUACUCGAUCCAAAUCAAAUAAAAAGUGGAAUCAGAAAGCCUAACCCUAAAGAUCCCGUAAUGUAAGCUUGUCAGUCCUAGGCUGUCUUUAACAAAACUUCAUGAAUUAUUUAGACAUGUACUUGUGAAGUUCGCUACAUUUAAAACUAAUUAAAAGUAAUAAUUCAUUUCAGACCAACAAAAGCAAAUUUCAUCCGAGCAAAGUACCAAAUGUUGUCCUUUGUUCAUCGGCUGCCUUGCAGAGACGAUGAUGAAAUAUCCACGGCAGAUCUUAGUCAAGUAAGAGAAUCAUCUUUUUUCAUCUUAUGAUAAAAACCUAUCCUUAAGGAUGCCUUUCUUUUGGGCAGUUAUCUAAGACGGGCCUCUUAUUGUGGACACAUCCCAAAUAUGGUCACUUUUCUAUUACAAAUAGUACCUGGGCUAUUUUCCAACAUAAUUCUCAUAUUUAUUUUAAUUUAGCAACUUCAUUCAAGUGUUAGAACUGGAAAUUUAGAAACAUCAUUGAGGUUAUUGUCCUUGGGUGCGCAGCCUAAUUAUUAUUUUCAGGUAAUGGUCGUCAGAAUUUGAAUUUCAUAGUAAGUUUUACAGGUAAACUAUGCGAAGCGUUCCUCUUUUGAGUUCCUAAGUUGAUUGCAAUUUUUCUCAUUAGCAAAUUUGAAAAACUCCUUUGCAAAUCCCUUGAGGGAAUUUGCAAUGUUCCAAAGAGCCAAAUAAAUUUUCCUCAGUUCCUGUUGGAAGUUCUUAAUUUCCUGUCACAAGUUCCUAAUGUUCUGUUCUGCGCAUUGCAAUUGGCUAACAAAAAUAAACCACCACUGAUAAUACUCAGAACAGAACAGGAAGUCAGGAAAUUAAAACAGGAACUUUCUUUGCAUUGGAAUAUUGCAACGGCCGACAGGAAAAUUGCCAAAUUCCUCAAGGGAUUUGCUAAGAGUGUUUUAAAUUUGCAAAGCUAAUGAUGAAAAUUCCAAAUGAGUUUACCUGUAAUAAAAGCUUUCCACGGUGGUCAACUGCAGAAGAAUUGAUACUUAAUAAAGGAGCAAAAAAAUUAUACAACUCCUAAAAUUAUACAAUAUUUCAAUUUUAUUUAUUUGCUUAUAAAGCUACGUUUACACACAACGAUUAAUCAGGCCGAUGUCAGGUUUUCCAAAAUGUUAAUGACGAAUGUUGUCAGUUGACGAUGUUGUCAGAUCACAUUGACAGCGUAUUUUUCAAAUAACAUUUACUUAAAGCUGAAUCGGCCCAAUUAAUCAUUGUGUGUAAACAUACUUUAAUGAAAAGCUUUGACAUGAUUUCAUUCCUUUGCUUUGCUAACUGUCUGUUCACUUAUGUCUGUUCACAAUAGUACUCAGUAAAAACCACCAAUUUAUGGAAAAUGUUUUAAAUUUCUAUUGUUGCAGGAGAAAGGCAACUGUCCACUCCAUAUUGCUGCAAAUGCUGGCCAGUUACUUCAAGUUGAGUUACUCUGUGUUCACGGUGCUGACCCGUCUCUGUUAGAUAUCGAAGGAAAGCCUCCAUUGGAUUAUGCCAUGUAAAUAUAUUUACUACCUUUUACUGUGUUACUGUUAUAAGUAAUUUGGCCUGAAAUCCUUCAUUUGUAUGACCAGCUUGUUCAUGAUAGUCUUUAUGGCAUGAAAACUGGCUUGAAAAAGCUUUUGUAUUCCAUGUUUUUGUUAAACAAUUUCAUUCGAAUAAUUUUUAAGGGAUGCUGGUCAUAUGUCGUUGGUUGAAAGAUUGAUCAAUUUACAGUGUGAGGUCACAGAUAGAUUGACGUAUUAUUUAUGUGGCAGGAAGCCUGGUGGGUUAAACUUGAAGUGAUUAAAGUUUUGAAUACUUUCUUUUAUAAUAAGAAAAUAUGAGCAUUGAUGUUAAAGCAGAAGUCUCACCUUUUUCAUGGUUUGUAAUUUGUGUUUAGAUCAUAAAGAUGGACACAAAUUUUUUAUCCCAGCAAUGGCAAACAGGUAUAAUUUCAUUUAACUUUUAAUGUCUGAUUAUUACUUGAUUAUCAUUUCUUUGUUUGUCCUGGCUCGUCAGCUUUCUAAGUGAUCAAACUAUUAAUGUGAACACAUAAUUUAAUGUUUCAGCUCUCUAGAUUUAUCUGAAAAUGCAAAACUUGCAAAACAGAAACUACAAUUGGUAGGUUUAGAUUGUCAAAGUUCUUAAUUGUCUGACAUUUCUGUAAAGUUUAUAUUGGUGUGUCAUCUAUGGUACAUUAAAUUUUACAGUUUUAUAGCUAGGGAGUAUUGUGACUUGUAUUCUAAUGGUGGCUUUCUUUACUUAGUUAAGUAACCAUCUCUUUGAAGAACUAUCCUCAGAUGUAUACGAUGAAGUGGACAGACGUGAAACUGAUGCAAGUAAGUUGAAAGUUGAUAGUCUUAUGUUCACAAACCGCACCUGAAACCAUGUUAUAUUACACAUACAAACGUAACUGUGUACCGUAUGUUAUAGUUUGGUUAGCGACACAGAACCACAGCGACUUUGUAAGUGACCGUACCGCUGUACCAUUCCUGCCAGUCAACCCAAGCUACUCAUCAACCAGGAAUCAAGGAAGACAAAAACUUGCAUUGUUUAAUGCUCAAGAAUUUUCAACACUUGUUCUUGAUAUUGUUAUUGAUGCCAGGAGAAGGGAAAUGGGCUCUCAACUCGACUUGAAUGAUGGUAUGAAAGCGUGGAUUGUAAAAUGUGGCUUAAGUAUCAAUAUAUACAAUAUGAUUGAUUUAUUUCAAUGAAGAUGUAAGCAUAAAAUAUAUGAUUUUGUUUUUCAGAUUUCAUGGAUAACGAGUUGGAAAAUGAUGGUCAUGAUUAUGAUGAAGUUGCCAGCGAUGACGGCAUACUGGAGGUAAUGAACAGUACCCGGAUUAUAUUAAAGCCGGUUUCCACUGCACAGCUUUUGUCUGCCGCAUGGAACCUGCUUACAACUUGAGUUGUACUGUGUAAAUCAAGCACAUGAUUCGCCUACCUAGUACUGCAUGUGUAAAUCAACACACAAUUCACCUACGACAACCUAGACAAGUUGUGUGCUUGAUUUCCACAGAACAACUCAAGUUGUAAGCAGGUUGCAUGUGACAGACAAAAACUGUGUGUUGUAAAUCGUCCUUUACUCUUUAGAGAAGCAUCUCAACCAUCCGUCUGUCAGAUCAUUCAUCUUAGUGUAAAAUAUUUUCAUUCUGUUCAGCCAAUCAACGAAACUCGUGAGGCAAUCAAAGAAAAAAUUAUGACAGAAAAGCAGAUGAUUGAUAAAGAAAAUAUUACGGAGGAAGAGUCAGAGGUAUUGUAGAAAUGAUCACUAGGAGUUAGUAUGGCACGGGAGGUGCUGCCUCAAACUUGACUACCUCAACAGAUAGAUUGUGAAAAGCCUGGGCACACAUUUGGUAUUUUGUGUUGUUCAAAGCGCCGAUAAUUCCAUUUGGGAACACUGGACACACUCGUUACACUUUACGAGUGGUUUCCGGAAGGAUGUAUCAGUUGUAUUUAAUUAUUUCAUGGGGCUUUUUCGCAGAUAUAGAAAAAAUCUUAUUGUAUCUUUACUUUGUUUCUAGCCUGAGAGAGUGUUUGAGGCGUUCAAUACAGAUAUCCCUGAACCGAACGAAGACCAGAAAGAUUUUGUACCGAUUGCCCAAUACAAGAAACUACAAAAAUCCCUUUUCGAAUCACAGGUCGGUGAGAGAUAUGUUUUACAUCUUUACAUGUUUUUACUAGGAUUUUGCAACAGGGCAGGAAAAAGAAGUUUCUUUCAGAGAGCACAACCUGGAGACAAAAAUUUCCUGCGGACCAACGGAGUAUUUCUGUGCUAAAUCUGCAUGUGCAUAAACAUAUAGUGUUCUAGCUGACCAUGGUUUUAAAUUCAAGGAAUAAUGUCUGUCAACAUAUGUUGUUGCGCCCAUAGUGGGACAUGGGUGUUAAGGUUUCCUUCAAAUUUUCAAUAGCAAAUCUUCAUUCCAACGAAUUUCCUGCAGCUGUUUAACAUUUCCUGCGAGCAGUGCUCGUGUGCUCGCCUAUUUUUUCCACCCUGUUUCGCAAGAUCGAUUCCUGCCUGGAGGCCAGAAAAUUGUAAUAUAAUCUUUCGCUUAAAAUUCCCAUCUACAAAAAACCUUCAAGUAUUGAAUGUCAUGUUUGUAUUGUUUUAUCCAGGAAAGAGUCAAUGAUUUAUCUCGAGAGAAUGAAGAUCUUUUAAAAGAAAUAAAUGUAUUAAAAACUGUGGUAAGACUUGCGAAGAGAUUCGAAACAUUUGACGUUGCUCGCGAACGACCCUCAUCACAAACUUCGACAGUUGAAAUUUUUGGGUAAAUCUUUCAACUGACUUUUCUCUCCCAGGUUCUAACGUUAAAAGAAGAAAUUUCAAAUCAAGAAGUUUUUCCUCCAGUCGCUGAAGAACCUAAAACAAACGGACAUUUACAUAAUGACGAUAGUAUAACGAAUAUCGUAAGUUGGAAAUUUAAACUAAACUUACUAGCAGCAUUUGUAAACUCAGGCUCGUAACGAAAGGUGGUACAAUGGGGUGAAAUUUCGAAGUUUUCAUCAACAAGGCCAAAAAAAAUAUGUGGGUUUCCGGUUUCCCGACCCUACCUAGCUUUUGCACACCAAAAUCCCGACCCUAAACUUUUUUAUUGGAUCACUUAGAGGAAAACGUUUGUGGAAAAUGAAAAUUUGAGGCAAUAUUAGGGAAAUUUAUGUUUGGAUAUGGAAGCACUGACUAAACAAAAUGGCGUCCUGUUGUUAGGAAAAUUUUUAAAAAAAAGUUUAAAAAAAAAUUAAAAACCGACCUACCCUACCUACCGUUUUUACAAGAGGAAACCCACAUAUUUUUUUUGACCCAAUUAGUUCUAUCGAGUGAAAUGCCCAAAAUCUUGAUAUUUGCCCAGACCUCUUACAUUGGCGUCACUCACGUGUAUAUGCAUGAACUUGUGGUUAGAGUUCGACAACUGGUCUCUGUAGCUCAGUUGGUUAGAGCGCUGCACCGGAAUCGCAGGGCCUCCGGUUCAAUUCCUACAAGAGUGCCUAUAGUUGCAUUUUUCACAAUUGCUCGUUAGGUCUGACAAGGCCAAAAAAUAUAUAUUUGGGUUGCCAAAACUUAGGUUAGGGUUUUCUUUUUUUUUUUUGUUAAAUUUGUUUUUAUAAAGGCUCAUGCAUAAGAUAUUUCACGUCAAUUACGACAGCACAGAUGGCACAAACAUUUGUUCAAUGUUGUAGCAACUUUGAAACAAACAGACUUCAUAUAGAUAGUACAAAACUAACGCCACGAAAUGGCUACGAAAAUUGCUCCAAACUCUUUGCAAACCUCAGAUAAAAAAGAUUAGGGUCAGUGAUUUCAGCGGCCAAAAGCUAGGUAGGCUCAGGAAACCCAGGUAUUCUUUACUUUGGCCUAAAUAGAUAUAAUAAGAAGAAGAAGAAAAUUAAUAAUAAUUAAAUUUCUAGAGCGCAUAUACAUUACUGUUCUAUGCGCUUGUAAUAAUAAGUUCUUUGUAGGAUUGCAUGGCGAUAAAACAUGUAAUACUUUUUGUUUUUGUGGAAACGUAAAUUUACGCGGUGUUUCCACAAACAAAAAGUAUUAUAUAUAUAAUAGUAGUACCAAUGUAAAUAUCUGACCUAGGCUGAUCAAAACGUAAUCGAGGACGAAGACUCUGAGGAUGAUAUGGUCGACGUCAGCGAGAUCAUAAGUUACGAAGCUCCAGGUGCUUUGCUUAAGAAGUCUCGGGAGACAAUCAACUCAAACUCGUCUGCAAAAAUGUACGACAACGUUCCGAAGACGCCGCCGCCGAAAUCCAACGACAGCGAAUCGUACUUUCACGGAGAUGAAGAAGGCGUGAUUACUGAUUCAGACGGUAAGAAUGACUUUCAGCAUAUUGGACGUUUUAUUCCCGUAGAUUUCAUAUCUCACACAGUGGUCAGUCUGUAACACUGGAUCAAUAAGAGAUGAUCCUUACUGGACCUCUAGGAAGAACAGUUUAGAACUGAUAGAGCUAUCCAGUAUAAAUAAAGUUAGUUUAGUUUAGGUUUCCUCUUGUAGUAACACUGGAUCAAUAAGAGAUGAUCCUUGCUGGACCUCUGGGGAGAACAAUUUAGAACUGAUAGAGCUAUCCAGUAUAAAUAAAGUUAGUUUAGUUUAGGUUUCCUCCUGUAGUAACACAGGAUCAAUAAGAGAUGAUCCUUACUGGACCUCUACGAAGAACAGUUUACAACUGAUAGAGCUAUCCAGUAUAAAUAAAGUUAGUUUAGUUUAGGUUUCCUUCUGUAGUAACACUGGAUCAAUAAGAGAUGAUCCUUACUGGACCUCUAGGAAGAACAGUUUACAACUGAUAGAGCUAUCCAGUAUAUAUAAAGUUAGUUUAGUUUAGGUUUCCUCUUGUAGUAACACUGGAUCAAUAAGAGAUCAUUCUUACUGGACCUCUAGGGAGAACAGUUUAGAACUGAUAGAGCUAUCAUCCAGUAUAAGUAAAGUUGGUAUAUUGAAAUAUUUGUACCAGAAAACAUGAAGCAAGAACUCGAAGACGAAGCUCGACGUAUCAUGAACGAAGCUGACAGUCUCAUCAAUCUUUCUCAACCUCGACUUACGAAGGAAGAAGUGGUUCUGUGCACUGAACAAAUUACAAAACGUAUCCAGGAAUUAUUACUUGCUGCUCAAGCUGGAAAACACAGCAGGUGUGUGGACAUUGGUUUGGUGGGAGGGUAGGUGGGUGGGUGGCUAUGUUAGUAGAUGGGCUAGUGGUUGGUUAGGUAGGUAAGUGGGUGGGUAUGUUGGUAGAUGGAUUGAUUGUUGGUUGGUUGGUUAGGUUGAUGGGUGGGUAGAUGGGAUGGUUGGUUGGUUAGGUUUAUGGGUGGGUAGAUGGGAGGGUUGGUGAUUAGGUAGGUCGAUAGAUUGGUGGGUAGGUUGGUUGGUUAUGUAGAUGAAUGGGUGGGUUUUUAGGUUGGUAGGGUAGGUUUGUAAGUUAGUUGGUAGGCUUGGUUAGUUUCAUGUAACUCGCAUAUAAAUAUUUCCGGGUUUUAUUUCUAUAGUUUUAUUCCAUGUUCAAAUAAUAUCUUAUUCGCCGUCAAGAAUAUGACGUCAUUAUUUCCUGAGGUAAGUGCAGGUUGUUUAUUUAACGUUGUUUAAGCGUUUAUAUGUGAAACAAUUUAUUCACUUUAUUAACUUUUAUGCAUGAACAACCACUAGAAAAUAAAUUUAAGAAUAUACAAUAAUUUCAGAAAUAGUUUCACAAUAAUUUCAGAAACAUUAUUUUCUCACACUGAUAAGCGGGACAAUGACUCUCGACCAAUGAAAGCGCUUGAAUUCUUAAGGUUAUUAUAUAAUAAAAACAGGCACCAACUUCAAAUUUUACUCUGUAUAGAACCCGCCCAUGAUGGCUGUCCGUGCAGCGCUCGACCUCAUGAACCAGAGCUCGGUGAGACUCGAGGUCGAAUGUAAAAACACUGUCCUCCCCGAGAACUCUAUCGAUAUGGCACAACUCACACAACAAGUCAUCCAGUGCGCGUACGAUAUCGCGAAAGCCGCGAAAGAACUGGUGACUACCGUAGCAUAUUAA